CGCUGCAAGCGGCUGGUUCAAAUGGUAAAAUUGCAAUUUAAUUUGGCGAUCACAUUGCGAGACCGACCACAAGAAAGCAUACCAGGCACAGCUAGUUGUUGUGAAGAUUCAGAAUUUUCCCAGAAAUUUGCCAUACCGAAACUAUGUCGGCGGCCAAAGAUAUUUAUUAUUCUGACAAGUAUUUCGAUGAAACGUUUGAGUAUAGGCAUGUCAUGCUGCCCAAGUCGAUAGCCAAGAUGGUCCGUAAGGGUCACCUGAUGACUGAAUCAGAAUGGCGGGGUAUUGGAGUACAACAGAGCCAAGGAUGGGUGCACUACAUGGCCCACGAACCAGAGCCUCACAUUCUCCUCUUCAGAAGACCUCAUCACAAACCCCUGUCAGAGGUUCAGAAUAUGGUGCAAUCAUAACAGGCUAUCUGGAGCGAGCCCUCUUCCGCCCCC
Patiria miniata (bat star) is the source of this 440-nucleotide messenger RNA. Its product is annotated as cyclin-dependent kinases regulatory subunit-like. Gene Ontology annotation, biological process: regulation of mitotic cell cycle. Lineage: Eukaryota; Metazoa; Echinodermata; Asteroidea; Valvatida; Asterinidae. Gene Ontology annotation, cellular component: cyclin-dependent protein kinase holoenzyme complex; SCF ubiquitin ligase complex. The record is from RefSeq and is a predicted model, not a curated record. The transcript is spliced from 3 exons. Gene Ontology annotation, molecular function: protein kinase binding; histone binding; ubiquitin binding. Bases 144 to 407 code for a protein of 87 amino acids.